This is a messenger RNA of Trichophyton rubrum CBS 118892, 1618 nucleotides long. RefSeq lists its product as uncharacterized. The transcript is spliced from 2 exons. NCBI's taxonomy places the organism in Eukaryota, Fungi, Ascomycota, Eurotiomycetes, Onygenales, Arthrodermataceae. The coding region runs from base 1 to 1065 and encodes 354 amino acids. The record is from RefSeq and is a predicted model, not a curated record.
AUGGACAUAAUGCAUGCUUUGGAUGCCUUGCGAAACGCACCAGAUGAUCUUCUUUACGCCCAUGGCAAAGAAGCUAUCUUGAUGGUUAGGGAAGUGGAACGUCGACUGCAAAGAGUGGUUGGCCCAGACAUAUUUGUACCGACAAGAAGCUUGAAAUGCCAUUCCUGCCGGAGGAAUUUGGUCAACAAUGAGGAUAUCCCAAGUUCAGAGGUUUCGAUAUUUGGACCCUCAAGAGGAAACCACAGUGUCUCUCCCACGGACAAUCGAGCUCAGAUUGCUAUAGAUCCUCAAAAAUCUCAGCAUAAGGGUUCAACUAGUGGCGCCGACGAAGCCCAGAGUUCCAUACUCUUUGCUUCAUUGAUGACGGAGAUUACUUGGAUAUGGAAAUUUGUCCGGAAGACACCGGGUGAAGUCAUCAAAGCUCGUCGGGAACAGAGACCAUCGGACAUACGAUUUAACGACAUUCAGCGGGUUGAAGGCAAUCCAAAUCCGACAAACGAGGAUAGGCUUUUCCGAGGUGUCGCACAACGAUCCUUAGCCCUUCAAUUUUUGAAGUUUGAGAGUCAAUUGUUAGCGAACCGGACAUGUCGACGACAGGGAUUGAUUCCUACAUUUGUAAGAAAUCACCUUUAUGUGACGAACCCGAAGUUCGCGCAACAAUGCAUACAAGCUGGUCAAAAACAAUUACGUGUCGAAGAAGCCCUUCGAAGCGCAAUGGGCCAGAAAGAGGACCCGAGGGCUGGAACGGGGAUAUCUGCUCUGACGGCCUUGACCAUCACCCCGUUCAAAUACCUUCGACUCAUGCAGAUACCAUCUUUCAUCGGGCAUCUCUUGUUGGACUCAGCAAAGGUCGAUUUGCCACCUCGUGAAUCGGUUGAGGGCUCAGGUGGACCCGUCACGAUAAGAGUCCACAUACUGGAUGUCCUGGAGCACAUAUCAAAAUGGUUUAAUGAUUUCCAGAAGUGCUACGAUGAAGGAAUAGAUAUUUCUUCCGCCCGACAGCUAGACCACCCAAUCUUACAAGAGGUAGACAAGGCAAGGGAUUUGAACGGCGAGGCCGGUUAGUUAGUUCACUUAUAAAGACGAAGGCAGAAGGAACGAAGGCAGCAUUUCCUAAUACAGUUGAAACAGGCAACUUGCCAUCAACCCACAACGCCAACCCGUCAGACGGGGAAGGUCACCCCGGAAGCGUCCACCAAGGCGCCAAUGGCAUUCAUAUGUCCACAGCAGCUGAUUAUGAUAGAGUGCCUGAGGAUGGCUCCUCAUCAGAUUCGCCAUUAGUCUCCGAAACGGUGGGUGUACAACGAUUUCGAACGCCUCGCUCAGAACAGGUGAAUAAUAGCACAGGAACCUACAUUGUUGAUAGAACUUUCCGAUUUGGAUCUUCAAAUAGGUUCCUUGGGGGACCUUUGGCCGCUUCCGGCAGAAGGCGUGAGAGAAAGGGGAAAAGGAAAAGGAACCAGAGUAAGCACAGUAAGUUAAUCGUUGAUUGGAAGUCUGCGCAGCUAGUUGACAGAAUGAAACCAGGUGGCAAUGAAAACCACGUGCAAGCCUCUCUUCAUUCGACAAUAAUAGGGCCCCUGGUAACUGCUGAAACAGAGUAUCAGAAUGUGGGGCC